Messenger RNA from Dentiscutata erythropus, 183 nucleotides. Lineage: Eukaryota; Fungi; Glomeromycota; Glomeromycetes; Diversisporales; Gigasporaceae. The record is from the annotation of a GenBank genome assembly.
AUGAGUUUGCCAAUUAUUACGUUUAAAGAUUUUUCUGAUGUAAUUGGAGUUAAAAAUAUGAAUAUGAGUCGGGAGGAUGUAUCAAAAAUUUAUCUUAAAUUUGUUUUAAAUGAAGAACGUGGUGUCUUAGAAGAAAGUGAUGCCUUAGAAGAACGUGCUAAUAAAUUGGUUUAUCAUAAGUAA